Heterostelium album PN500 is the source of this 1650-nucleotide messenger RNA. Its product is annotated as glycoside hydrolase family 18 protein. The record is from RefSeq and is a predicted model, not a curated record. The transcript has 2 exons. The coding region runs from base 1 to 1650 and encodes 549 amino acids. NCBI's taxonomy places the organism in Eukaryota, Evosea, Eumycetozoa, Acytosteliales, Acytosteliaceae. Gene Ontology annotation, molecular function: chitin binding; hydrolase activity, hydrolyzing O-glycosyl compounds. Gene Ontology annotation, biological process: carbohydrate metabolic process.
AUGUAUAGAGCAACUAUUGGUUGUUUACUUUUAUUAUGUGUUGCAUUGAUAAAUGCACAGUCGGUAAGUUACGACUUUUCCGUGCCAUACGUUGGUGGACAUCAAUUGUCGAUCAAGAAUUCCGGUUCCGGUAAUAUCGUGAUGGCCAAGCUCAUCUUUGAGUCGAACGCCGUCAUCUCUGGAACACCAUAUGGUGACCUCUGGAACAACAAUGCUGCCAUCAGUUCCACCUCCUCUGGAAACGGUGUCACCUACAUCUACACUGUAACCUGGGGUACCUCUGGUUUCACACUCUCCUCCGGUCAAUCUUCAUCGAUGACCUACACAUUCUCCAACAACGGUGGACCACUCCAACCAUUGGGAAUGAACCCAAUCUCUGUCUCUGUCGUUCCAAAGGGUGCUUCCAACCCAAUCACCGCCGGUGUCGAAGGUGCUUGCAAAGGAUCAGCAUGUAACAAUCCAACUCCAGGAUACCGUGUAGUUGGUUAUUACACCGAUUGGGACAUGUAUGAACGUUCAUAUUUACCAUCUGAUUUGCCAAUUGAUAAGAUCAAUGAGGUUAACUAUGCCUUUUUGAACUUUGAUUUGGAUGGAAACUUGGUUUUGUAUGAUACCAAUUCCGACCCACAACAACUCCCACGUCUCUCAUUGUUGAAGCAACAAUACCCAUACUUGAGACUCUACUUGUCUAUCGGUGGUUGGACUUUGUCCAAUGACUUCUCGACUGUCGCUGCCUCCACCAGUGCCACUCAAAACUUUGCCAAACAAUGUGCUGAUGCUUUGAUUCAAACCGGUUUCGAUGGUAUCGAUAUCGAUUGGGAAUAUCCAGUUGUUCGUGAAGGUUCACCAGCCGACGCCAAGAACUUCCCCAACUUCCUCAGCGCCAUCCGUGAAGCCAUCGAUGCCGCCGCUCAAUCCGAGUCACUCCGUACUGGUGCCGCCGUCAAAUACUACUUGUCGUUCGCCGCUUCCGCCGGUAUCGACAAGAUUGAAGCCGUCUCCAAGUUGAAUCCAGGUGCAUGGGCUCAAGUUCAACAAGCUGUUGACUUUGCCAAUGUCAUGGCCUACGAUUUCCACGGUGCCUUUGACGAGCCAAAUCCAUCCGAUUUCUUGGCUCCACUCUACAUCUCACCACACGAUCCAUACAUUGACAACGCCACCAUUGGAAAGUACGACUGUAACGAUGGUAUGAACGAUUGGAUCAACGUCGGUUUCAACAAGUCGCAAUUGGCUUUGGGUAUUCCAUUGUACGGUCGUUCCGUCACCGUUCAAUCGAUGGGUAACACUCACGGUUUGUGGCAACCAAUUACCGGUUGUCCAAGUGGAGAGUUUGACUCCACCGGUUUGUUUGACUACCGUUGUAUCAUUGCCGGUGAAUGCUAUGGUUCACCAUUGCCAGCUGGUACCACCUUGUUGCCAGCCGCUCAAAAUCCAAUUGCCAACUACUCGAUGGAACCAAUCGGUUACAACCCAUCCGGAAAUUUCUUCAUCUCCUACGAUGAUGCUGCAUCUGCUACAAUCAAAGCUACAUUCGUUGUUACCAGAGGUUACAACGGUAUCAUGAUGUGGACUUACUCUGGUGACGUCCCAAUCAACAAUCCAAACUCAAUCAUCAACGCUGUAUACAAAGUAUUCACCAACACCAAUUAA